GUAAACACCGGAAGCUUGACGACAGAUUCAUCUGACAGCUGGGUCAGUCAGGACUGGAGUUCGGUCCCGCUCGGAUAGACGUUAAUGGACCGUAUCCUACCACUGAGUGUUUUUUAACCGAAGCGGUUGACAACACCGGACCGAACCAGCUCCCGCGUCCCGGUGAGGCCAUGGACGAGCAGGCGGGUCCCGGUGUGUUCUUCAACAGCAACAACAACAACUCGGGUUCUCCCGGCAGCGUCCGAACCCCGCAGCCCGGAGAGGGCGGCGGAGAGGCGGCCAGGGCUCCGUACAGCAUCCCGGGGAUUCUACACUUCCUGCAGCACGAGUGGGCCCGGUUCGAGGUGGAACGGGCUCAAUGGGAGGUGGAGCGGGCCGAGCUGCAGGCCCAGAUCGCCUUCCUGCAGGGGGAGAGACGAGGGCAGGAGAACCUGAAGAAGGACCUGGUGAGAAGGAUCAAGAUGUUAGAGUACGCCCUGAAACAGGAGAGGGCCAAGCACCACAAGCUGAAAUACGGAACAGAACCGAACCUGGGAGAUCUCAAGCCUCCAACGUAUGAUUCAGACGAAGGAAACGACAGAGAUGCUCCGAGUCCUCCGAACAGCAGCCAUCAGCUGAGCUGGAAGCAGGGAAGGCAGCUGCUCAGACAGUACCUGCAGGAGGUUGGGUACACCGACGCCAUCCUGGAUGUGAAGUCUCAAAGGGUGAGGGCGCUGCUGGGUCUCACCGGAGACUCCGGAGACAAACCGUCAGAUAGGAGAACCGAGCCCAUGGUCAAUGGAACCGAAUCGUCUUCGCUGAAGGACAGCGGCAUGGUCAGUAAACCCGACAUAUCGGACCCGGCCACCGUGUUGGAAGCGUUCCAGUUCAUCGAGAGCGCCGCAGCCGAGUUCAGCGACGAAGACGAGGAUGAAGACAGCGAGACCAAAGACAGAACCACCCUGGACCUAGCUGCUAUGGUGAGGAAGAAGCCGUCCUCCAGUCCGUCCUCCACCAUGUCCGACCUCAGCGACGACCCGGAUACUGAGGAGGCCCUAAAGGGGUUUGACUUCCUGUCGAACCAGGACGAGUUAGACGGGUCGACGGGGAUGAGGAGCGGAGAGGAGACCGGGGAUUGGGAGAAGGAUGAACCGUCUCCUGAACUGGGCUGGGACGUGGCAGGUCUGAUCGCCCAGCUGAAGGAGCAGUACAAGAAGGAGCGGAAAGGAAAGAAGGCGGUCAAGAGGCCAAACCGGUCCAAACUCCAGGACAUGUUGGCCAACCUGCGAGACAACGAGGAUCUCCCGUCCCUGCAGCCAGCCGUGUCUCCUCCCUCCCGGUCCGUUGGACCUAGGCUCAACGAACAGGAAGUGGGACGACCUGAAGACGAACCAAUGACGUUCCUGCCGUCCUCCGGGAAGUCGUUUAUACUGGGUCGAGUGGACGAGGCCGUCUCCAUCGAGCUUGGACUGGGAGAACUGGCCGGACUGACUGUUGCCAACGAGGCAGAAAGUCUAGCGUACGAUAUCUCCAGCAACACAGACGCUCUGAGGAAGACCUGGAACCCAAAGUUCACCCUGAGGAGCCACUUUGACUCGGUGCGGAGUCUGGCCUUCCACCCGGUGGAUCCGGUUCUGGUGACGGCAUCUGAGGAUUACACCCUAAAGCUGUGGAACCUCCAGAAGACGGCACCGGCCAAAAAGUGUGCGGCGCUGGACGUGGAGCCCAUCUACACCUUCAGAGCUCACAGCGGUGCUGUUCUCUGCGUCACAAUGAGUUCUGGUGGAGACCAGUGCUUCAGCGGGGGGGUGGACGGUACCAUCCAGAGCUGGAACACUCCGAACCCAAACACCGACCCGUACGACCCAUACGUGCCGUCCGUCCUGCGGGGGGCUCUGCGUGGACACACGGACUCUGUGUGGGAUCUGGUCUACAGCCCGGCUCACCACCGCCUCCUGUCCUGCUCAGCCGAUGGGACGGUCCGGCUGUGGAGCGCUGCCGAUGUCUCCCCGGCUCUGGCGCUGUUUAACGAGGACGGAGAACUGGGCGUCCCAACCUCAGUGGACCUGGUGAGCAGCGAACCUGCUUACAUGGUGACGUCCUUCAACACAGGACACAUCGGACUUUACAACAUGGAGACACAGCAGCUGGUUCUGAAGCUGGACUCAGCCGGACCUCCAGAAAAUCCCUGUAAGAUCAACAAGGUUCUGAGCCACCCCACGCUGCCGAUCUCCAUCACGGCCCAGGAGGACCGCCACAUCCAGUUCUUCGAUAACAACACAGGGAAACUGAUCCACUCCAUGGUGGCCCACCUGGACUCUGUCACGUGUCUGGCUGUGGACCCAAACGGGCUGUACCUCAUGUCGGGCAGUCACGACUGCUCGAUCCGUCUGUGGAACAUGGAGACCAGAACCUGCAUCCAGGAGUUCACGGCUCACCGCAAGAAGUCCGACGAGUCCAUCCAUGAUGUGGCAUUCCACCCCACCAGGUGUUACAUCGGCAGCGCCGGCGCCGACGCACUCGCCAAGGUCUUCGUAUGACCCAAACCCGGGUGGACCGGUCAGGAACUUAUGAGUCUGACGAGAACUUCUCCUUCAGAGCCCCUCACGUCUUCAUCCCCGCCCCCUGCUGGUCCCGGGCUGGACCUGGGUCCGGCCCGUGUCCCAGAACCUCACAGACGGAGCGAAUGGAAGCAGAGAAACGGGUCCAAAGCAGGAGAGUCUGGUACCGGAACCUCAUUGGUACAUGUGCCUUCCAGUUAGGGGUCAAUGAUCAGAUCCAUACACGCACGCACGCGAGCGCGCGCACACGCGCACGCACACACACACACACACACACACACACACACACACACACACACACACACACACACACACACACACGCACGCGCACACACACACACACACACACUCAUCGCACUGAAUUGAACCAGAACUUAGACUCAGGUUGAAUUCUGGAAUUUUCUGGGAACGAUUAAUCUGGUCUGACCCAUCCGUGUGGUUUCUCUGGGUGAACUGGACCGUUUGAUGGAUCAGGCCUGGCCCUGUCUCCUCCUCCUGGUUCUGAGUGGUGUUCUGGACCGACCCGGUGGAGAAGAAUCUUCCAGACGAGCUGCAAAGGAACUCCAGCAGAGAAGCUUUUGUUUUUUGGGUUUUUUGGUUUUUUUUUUUAGAUUUUAUUUAUUAAGAGGCCAAAUGAGACGCUAAUCAGCUGAUUGUUGUAAAUCUUUGAUGCUUUCCUCUCCGGACCGACAGAUUAUUUUGUGUAAUUUUUCCGACUCGGAUCACUGGUUUUCUAAACGUGUUUGGUGACGGAUGCUUCAGCAGGUCUUUUUUUUAUUGUCUUACUUGAAGUGAAGUUUUAUUUUUGCUGGUUUCAGCCGCAGUUUCCUGUCGAGUUUUUAUUCAAUCCGUACGUCAAAAGAAGAAACUGCGUUUGUGGUGGACUUUUAACUACAAAGUCAUUUUUCCUCAUAUUUCUAAAUGAGCGUAAAGAACAAAGUUAAUCUGAGUAGAAGCUGAGUUUCCUGGUUGUUGCUUCCCGUGGUGAUGUUCCUGUUUGAUCCUGAAUGUUCUCACUUCCAAAGUGUUACCAAAGCGUUUGUUUCAGGCAAUAAUGGAAAUAUGCCUGGUCUUUCAAAAGACAGAGCAAAAAACAAAAGCUCAAGGUCAUUUAGAGGUUAUUACUCCAAACGUGAUUCAGCUAAGACUGAGUGGAAUUCAGCACCUUAAUGUUAUCUGAAUAAACUUCUUCCCGCUUCA
Nothobranchius furzeri (turquoise killifish) is the source of this 3740-nucleotide messenger RNA. It is a transcript of the gene strn, whose product is annotated as striatin, calmodulin binding protein. NCBI's taxonomy places the organism in Eukaryota, Metazoa, Chordata, Actinopteri, Cyprinodontiformes, Nothobranchiidae. Gene Ontology annotation, molecular function: armadillo repeat domain binding; calmodulin binding; protein phosphatase 2A binding. Gene Ontology annotation, cellular component: dendrite. The record is from RefSeq and is a predicted model, not a curated record.